Malaya genurostris is the source of this 11349-nucleotide messenger RNA. RefSeq names its product mucin-17-like. The record is from RefSeq and is a predicted model, not a curated record. Lineage: Eukaryota; Metazoa; Arthropoda; Insecta; Diptera; Culicidae. The transcript is spliced from 2 exons. Gene Ontology annotation, molecular function: chitin binding. The coding region runs from base 162 to 11300 and encodes 3712 amino acids. Gene Ontology annotation, cellular component: extracellular region.
UGUCCCACUACAGUAAAAUCGGGCAGGUAAUGAUAAAAUUUAUCACUGUGUAAACCACUUAACAGUGGUUAUAUACAUACUUCACAAAACGAUUCCUGUCUGUAUACCAUGUAUUCAGUAGUGACUUUUACCUUGAAGUGACAAAACCUAAGGAAUAAGAAAUGGCAGCCUUGCAGAUUAGGAUAGUUGCUUUCACAGGACUACUAUUGGCAUCGUUAGUGCAAAGUAAUAACGAGUGUUUCAAUAACCAACAUUCUGGUGUAAAGAUGUUUGCUGAUCUCAAAAAUUGUGAAAACUAUGUCGUUUGUGUAGGAAAAAUCAAAAUUGUUCGAACCUGUCCAGAAAACUCAUGGUGGAGUGAAAAUGAUCUGAUUUGUUCUACUAGCCAAGACAGGCGAUGUGGCAAACGUCAGAAACGCAGAUCAAUUGAAUUUUCUGGAGGACCGAAAGCACAGGAACCUAUAGUGACGUGUAUUGAUAAUAGUGAGUCAUGUCCUGCACUGUUCGAUCCAAAUCACUUGAUAUUGAGAGCUCAUGAAGACUGUCGAAAAUAUUACCUGUGCAUAUCGUAUCUUCCUUUGGUACUCAGUUGUCCCUUGAAUCUGCAUUAUAAUCCAACCACAUGUGAAUGCGAUUAUCCAUAUAACGUGAAUUGCGGAAAUAUAACACCAACACCAGGAGAUUCAUCGACAACCACCACUGAAGGGUCCACAAUAACAGAUUCAUCGACAACCACCACUGAAGGGCCCACAAUACCCGAUUCGUCGACAACCACCACUGAAGGGCCCACAAUAACAGAUUCAUCGACAACCACCACUGAAGGGCCCACAAUAACAGAUUCGUCGACAACCACCACUGAAGGGUCCACAAUAACAGAUUCAUCGACAACCACCACUGAAGGGCCCACAAUAACAGAUUCAUCGACAACCACCACUGAAGGGCCCACAAUAACAGAUUCAUCGACAACCACCACUGAAGGGCCCACAAUAACAGAUUCGUCGACAACCACCACUGAAGGGUCCACAAUAACAGAUUCAUCGACAACCACCACUGAAGGGCCCACAAUAACAGAUUCAUCGACAACCACCACUGAAGGGCCCACAAUAACAGAUUCGUCGACAACCACCACUGAAGGGCCCACAAUAACAGAUUCGUCGACAACCACCACUGAAGGGUCCACAAUAACAGAUUCGUCGACAACCAUCACUGAAGGGUCCACAAUACCAGAUUCGUCGACAACCACCACUGAAGGAUCUACAAUACCAGAUUCGUCGACAACCACCACUGAACGGUCCACAAUAACAGAUUCAUCGACAACCACCACUGAAGGGCCCACAAUACCCGAUUCGUCGACAACCACCACUGAAGGGCCCACAAUAACAGAUUCGUCGACAACCACCACUGAAGGGUCCACAAUAACAGAUUCAUCGACAACCACCACUGAAGGGCCCACAAUAACAGAUUCAUCGACAACCACCACUGAAGGGCCCACAAUAACAGAUUCGUCGACAACCACCACUGAAGGGCCCACAAUAACAGAUUCGUCGACAACCACCACUGAACGGUCCACAAUAACAGAUUCAUCGACAACCACCACUGAAGGGCCCACAAUAACAGAUUCGUCGACAACCACCACUGAAGGGCCCACAAUAACAGAUUCAUCGACAACCACCACUGAAGGGCCCACAAUAACAGAUUCGUCGACAACCACCACUGAAGGGCCCACAAUACCAGAUUCGUCGACAACCACCACUGAACGGUCCACAAUAACAGAUUCAUCGACAACCACCACUGAAGGGCCCACAAUACCCGAUUCGUCGACAACCACCACUGAAGGGCCCACAAUAACAGAUUCGUCGACAACCACCACUGAAGGGUCCACAAUAACAGAUUCAUCGACAACCACCACUGAAGGGCCCACAAUAACAGAUUCAUCGACAACCACCACUGAAGGGUCCACAAUACCAGAUUCGUCGACAACCACCACUGAAGGAUCUACAAUACCAGAUUCGUCGACAACCACCACUGAAGGGUCCACAAUACCAGAUUCGUCGACAACCACCACUGAAGGGUCCACAAUACCAGAUUCGUCGACAACCGCCACUGAAGGAUCUACAAUACCAGAUUCGUCGACAACCACCACUGAAGGGUCCACAAUAACAGAUUCAUCGACAACUACCACCGAAGGGUCCACAAUACCCGAUUCAUCGACAACCACCACUGAAGGGUCCACAAUACCCGAUUCAUCGACCACCACUGAAGGGUCCACAAUACCCGAUUCAUCGACAACCACCACCGAAGGGUCCACAAUACCAGAUUCGUCGACAACCACCACUGAAGGGUCCACAAUACCCGAUUCAUCGACAACCACCACCGAAGGGUCCACAAUACCCGAUUCAUCGACAACCACCACUGAAGGGUCCACAAUAACAGAUUCGUCGACAACCACCACUGAAGGGUCCACAAUACCCGAUUCAUCGACAACCACCACUGAAGGGUCCACAAUACCCGAUUCAUCGACAACCACCACUGAAGGGUUCACAAUACCCGAUUCAUCGACCACCACUGAAGGGUCCACAAUACCCGAUUCAUCGACAACCACCACUGAAGAGUCCACAAUACCAGAUUCGUCGACAACCACCACUGAAGGGUCCACAAUACCAGAUUCGUCGACAACCACCACUGAAGGGUCCACAAUACCCGAUUCAUCGACCACCACUGAAGGGUCUACAAUACCAGAUUCGUCGACAACCACCACUGAAGGGUCCACAAUACCCGAUUCAUCGACCACCACUGAAGGGUCCACAAUACCCGAUUCAUCGACAACCACCACCGAAGGGUCCACAAUACCAGAUUCGUCGACAACCACCACUGAAGGGUCCACAAUACCCGAUUCAUCGACAACCACCACCGAAGGGUCCACAAUACCCGAUUCAUCGACAACCACCACUGAAGGGUCCACAAUAACAGAUUCGUCGACAACCACCACUGAAGGGUCCACAAUACCCGAUUCAUCGACAACCACCACUGAAGGGUCCACAAUACCCGAUUCAUCGACAACCACCACUGAAGGGUUCACAAUACCCGAUUCAUCGACCACCACUGAAGGGUCUACAAUACCCGAUUCGUCGACAACCACCACUGAAGGGUCCACAAUACCAGAUUCGUCGACAACCACCACUGAAGGGUCCACAAUACCAGAUUCGUCGACAACCACCACUGAAGGGUCCACAAUACCCGAUUCAUCGACCACCACUGAAGGGUCUACAAUACCAGAUUCGUCGACAACCACCACUGAAGGGUCCACAAUACCCGAUUCAUCGACAACCACCACUGAAGGGUCCACAAUACCCGAUUCAUCGACAACCACCACUGAAGGGUCCACAAUACCAGAUUCGUCGACAACCACCACUGAAGGGUCCACAAUACCCGAUUCAUCGACAACCACCACCGAAGGGUCCACAAUACCCGAUUCAUCGACAACCACCACUGAAGGGUCCACAAUAACAGAUUCGUCGACAACCACCACUGAAGGGUCCACAAUAACAGAUUCAUCGACAACCACCACUGAAGGGUCCACAAUACCCGAUUCAACGACAACCACUGAAGGGUCCACAAUACCCGAUUCAUCGACAACCACCACUGAAGGGUCCACAAUACCAGAUUCGUCGACAACCACCACUGAAGGGUCCACAAUACCCGAUUCAUCGACAACCACCACUGAAGGGUCCACAAUACCAGAUUCGUCGACAACCACCACUGAAGGGUCCACAAUACCAGAUUCGUCGACAACCACCACAGAAGGGCCCACAAUACCAGAUUCGUCGUCAACCACCACUGAAGGGUCCACAAUACCCGAUUCAUCGACAACCACUGAAGGGUCCACAAUACCCGAUUCAUCGACAACCACCACUGAAGGGUCCACAAUACCCGAUUCAUCGACAACCACCACUGAAGGGUUCACAAUACCCGAUUCAUCGACCACCACUGAAGGGUCUACAAUACCCGAUUCGUCGACAACCACCACUGAAGGGUCCACAAUACCAGAUUCGUCGACAACCACCACUGAAGGGUCCACAAUACCAGAUUCGUCGACAACCACCACUGAAGGGUCCACAAUACCCGAUUCAUCGACCACCACUGAAGGGUCUACAAUACCAGAUUCGUCGACAACCACCACUGAAGGGUCCACAAUAACAGAUUCAUCGACAACCACCACUGAAGGGUCCACAAUACCCGAUUCAUCGACAACCACUGAAGGGUCCACAAUACCCGAUUCAUCGACAACCACCACUGAAGGGUCCACAAUACCAGAUUCGUCGACAACCACCACUGAAGGGUCCACAAUACCCGAUUCAUCGACAACCACCACUGAAGGGUCCACAAUACCAGAUUCGUCGACAACCACCACUGAAGGGUCCACAAUACCAGAUUCGUCGACAACCACCACAGAAGGGCCCACAAUACCAGAUUCGUCGUCAACCACCACUGAAGGGUCCACAAUACCCGAUUCAUCGACAACCACUGAAGGGUCCACAAUACCCGAUUCAUCGACAACCACCACUGAAGGGUCCACAAUACCCGAUUCAUCGACAACCACCACUGAAGGGUUCACAAUACCCGAUUCAUCGACCACCACUGAAGGGUCUACAAUACCCGAUUCGUCGACAACCACCACUGAAGGGUCCACAAUACCAGAUUCGUCGACAACCACCACUGAAGGGUCCACAAUACCAGAUUCGUCGACAACCACCACUGAAGGGUCCACAAUACCCGAUUCAUCGACCACCACUGAAGGGUCUACAAUACCAGAUUCGUCGACAACCACCACUGAAGGGUCCACAAUACCCGAUUCAUCGACAACCACCACUGAAGGGUCCACAAUACCCGAUUCAUCGACAACCACCACCGAAGGGUCCACAAUACCAGAUUCGUCGACAACCACCACUGAAGGGUCCACAAUACCCGAUUCAUCGACAACCACCACCGAAGGGUCCACAAUACCCGAUUCAUCGACAACCACCACUGAAGGGUCCACAAUAACAGAUUCGUCGACAACCACCACUGAAGGGUCCACAAUACCCGAUUCAUCGACAACCACCACUGAAGGGUCCACAAUACCCGAUUCAUCGACAACCACCACUGAAGGGUUCACAAUACCCGAUUCAUCGACCACCACUGAAGGGUCUACAAUACCCGAUUCGUCGACAACCACCACUGAAGGGUCCACAAUACCAGAUUCGUCGACAACCACCACUGAAGGGUCCACAAUACCAGAUUCGUCGACAACCACCACUGAAGGGUCCACAAUACACGAUUCAUCGACCACCACUGAAGGGUCCACAAUAACAGAUUCGUCGACAACCACCACUGAAGGGUCCACAAUACCCGAUUCAUCGACAACCACCACUGAAGGGUCCACAAUACCCGAUUCAUCGACAACCACCACUGAAGGGUCCACAAUACCCGAUUCAUCGACAACCACUGAAGGGUCCACAAUACCCGAUUCAUCGACAACCACCACUGAAGGGUCCACAAUACCAGAUUCGUCGACAACCACCACUGAAGGGUCCACAAUACCAGAUUCGUCGACAACCACCACAGAAGGGCCCACAAUACCAGAUUCGUCGUCAACCACCACUGAAGGGUCCACAAUAACAGAUUCAUCGACAACCACCACUGAAGGGUCCACAAUACCCGAUUCAUCGACAACCACUGAAGGGUCCACAAUACCCGAUUCAUCGACAACCACCACUGAAGGGUCCACAAUACCAGAUUCGUCGACAACCACCACUGAAGGGUCCACAAUACCCGAUUCAUCGACAACCACCACUGAAGGGUCCACAAUACCAGAUUCGUCGACAACCACCACUGAAGGGUCCACAAUACCAGAUUCGUCGACAACCACCACAGAAGGGCCCACAAUACCAGAUUCGUCGUCAACCACCACUGAAGGGUCCACAAUACCCGAUUCAUCGACAACCACUGAAGGGUCCACAAUACCCGAUUCAUCGACAACCACCACUGAAGGGUCCACAAUACCAGAUUCGUCGACAACCACCACUGAAGGGUCCACAAUACCAGAUUCGUCGACAACCACCACAGAAGGGCCCACAAUACCAGAUUCGUCGUCAACCACCACUGAAGGGUCCACAAUAACAGAUUCAUCGACAACCACCACUGGAGGGUCCACAUUAACAGAUUCGUCGACAACCACCACUGAAGGGUCCACAAUACCAGAUUCGUCGACAACCACCACUGAAGGGUCCACAAUACCCGAUUCGUCGACAACCACCACUGAAGGGUCCACAAUACCAGAUUCGUCGUCAACCACCACUGAAGGGUCUACAAUACCAGAUUCGUCGACAACCACCACUGAAGGGUCCACAAUACCCGAUUCGUCGACAACCACCACUGAAGGGUCCACAAUACCAGAUUCGUCGACAACCACCACUGAAGGGUCCACAAUACCAGAUUCGUCGACAACCACCACUGAAGGGUCCACAAUAACAGAUUCGUCGACAACCACCACUGGAGGGUCCACAUUAACAGAUUCGUCGACAACCACCACUGAAGGGUCCACAAUACCAGAUUCGUCGACAACCACCACAGACGGGCCCACAAUACCAGAUUCGUCGUCAACCACCACUGAAGGGUCCACAAUAACAGAUUCAUCGACAACCACCACUGGAGGGUCCACAUUAACAGAUUCGUCGACAACCACCACUGAAGGGUCCACAAUACCCGAUUCGUCGACAACCACCACUGAAGGGUCCACAAUACCAGAUUCGUCGUCAACCACCACUGAAGGGUCUACAAUACCAGAUUCGUCGACAACCACCACUGAAGGGUCCACAAUACCAGAUUCGUCGACAACCACCACUGAAGGGUCCACAAUACCCGAUUCAUCGACGACCACCACUGACGGGUCCACAAUACCCGAUUCGUCGACAACCACCACUGAAGGGUCUACAAUACCAGAUUCGUCGACAACCACCACUGAAGGGUCCACAAUACCAGAUUCGUCGACAACCACCACUGAAGGGUCCACAAUACCCGAUUCAUCGACAACCACCACUGAAGGGUCCACAAUACCAGAUUCGUCGUCAACCACCACUGAAGGGUCUAUAAUACCAGAUUCGUCGACAACCACCACAGAAGGGUCCACAAUACCAGAUUCGUCGUCAACCACCACUGAAGGGUCCACAAUAACAGAUUCAUCGACAACCACCACUGGAGGGUCCACAUUAACAGAUUCGUCGACAACCACCACUGAUGGGUCCACAAUACCAGAUUCGUCGUCAACCACCACUGAAGGGUCUACAAUACCAGAUUCGUCGACAACCACCACUGAAGGGUCCACAAUACCCGAUUCGUCGACAACCACCACUGAAGGGUCCACAAUACCAGAUUCGUCGACAACCACCACUGAAGGGUCCACAAUACCAGAUUCGUCGACAACCACCACUGAAGGGUCCACAAUAACAGAUUCGUCGACAACCACCACUGGAGGGUCCACAUUAACAGAUUCGUCGACAACCACCACUGAAGGGUCCACAAUACCAGAUUCGUCGACAACCACCACUGAAGGGUCCACAAUACCCGAUUCGUCGUCAACCACCACUGAAGGGUCUACAAUACCAGAUUCGUCGACAACCACCACUGAAGGGUCCACAAUACCCGAUUCGUCGACAACCACCACUGAAGGGUCCACAAUACCCGAUUCGUCGACAACCACCACUGAAGAGUCCACAAUAACAGAUUCGUCGACAACCACCACUGAAGGGUCCACAAUACCAGAUUCAUCGACAACCACCACUGAAGGGUCCACAAUACCCGAUGCAUCGACAACCACCACUGAAGGGUCCACAAUACCAGAUUCGUCGACAACCACCACUGAAGGGUCCACAAUACCAGAUUCGUCGACAACCACCACUGAAGGGUCCACAAUAUCAGAUUCGUCGACAACCACCACUGAAGGGUCCACAAUACCCGAUUCAUCGACAACCACCACUGAAGGGUCCACAAUACCCGAUUCAUCGACAACCACCUCCGAAGGGUCCACAAUACCAGAUUCGUCGACAACCACCACUGAAGGGUCCACAAUACCCGAUUCAUCGACAACCACCACUGAAGGGUCCACAAUACCCGAUUCAUCGACAACCACCACUGAAGGGUCCACAAUACCCGAUUCAUCGACAACGACCACUGAAGGGUCCACAAUACCCGAUUCAUCGACAACCACCACUGAAGGGUCCACAAUACCCGAUUCAUCGACAUCGACCACUGAAGGGUCCACAAUACCCGAUUCAUCGACAACCACCACUGAAGGGUCCACAAUACCAGAUUCAUCGACAACCACCACUGAAGGGUCCACAAUACCCGAUUCAUCGACAACCACCACUGAAGGGUCCACAAUACCAGAUUCGUCGACAACCACCACUGAAGGGUCCACAAUACCAGAUUCGUCGACAACCACCACUGAAGGGUCCACAAUACCCGAUUCAUCGACAACCACCACUGAAGGGUCCACAAUACCCGAUUCAUCGACAACCACCACCGAAGGGUCCACAAUACCAGAUUCGUCGACAACCACCACUGAAGGGUCCACAAUACCCGAUUCAUCGACAACCACCACCGAAGGGUCCACAAUACCAGAUUCGUCGACAACCACCACUGAAGGGUCCACAAUACCCGAUUCAUCGACAACCACCACCGAAGGGUCCACAAUACCAGAUUCGUCGACAACCACCACUGAAGGGUCCACAAUACCCGAUUCAUCGACAACGACCACUGAAGGGUCCACAAUACCCGAUUCAUCGACAACCACCACUGAAGGGUCCACAAUACCAGAUUCGUCGACAACCACCACUGAAGGGUCCACAAUACCCGAUUCAUCGACCACCACUGAAGGGUCUACAAUACCCGAUUCAUCGACAACCACCACUGAAGGGUCCACAAUACCAGAUUCGUCGACAACCACCACUGAAGGGUCCACAAUACCAGAUUCGUCGACAACCACCACUGAAGAGUCCACAAUACCAGAUUCGUCGACAACCACCACUGAAGGGUCCACAAUACCCGAUUCAUCGACAACCACCACUGAAGGGUCCACAAUAACAGAUUCGUCGACAACCACCACUGAAGGGUCCACAAUACACGAUUCAUCGACAACCACCACUGAAGGGUCCACAAUACCCGAUUCAUCGACAACCACCACUGAAGGGUCCACAAUACCCGAUUCAUCGACAACCACCACUGAAGGGUCCACAAUACCCGAUUCGUCGACAACCACCACUGAAGGGUCCACAAUACCAGAUUCGUCGACAACCACCACUGACGGGUCCACAAUAACAGAUUCGUCGACAACCACCACUGAAGGGUCCACAAUACCCGAUUCAUCGACAAUCACCACUGAAGGGUCUACAAUACCCGAUUCAUCGACAACCACCACUGAAGGGUCCACAAUACCCGAUUCGUCGACAACCACCACUGAAGGGUCCACAAUAACAGAUUCGUCGACAACCACCACUGAAGGGUCCACAAUACCCGAUUCGUCGACAACCACCACUGAAGGGUCUACAAUACCAGAUUCGUCGACAACCACCACUGAAGGGUCCACAAUACCAGAUUCGUCGACAACCACCACUGAAGGGUCCACAAUACCCGAUUCGUCGACAACCACCACUGAAGGGUCCACAAUACCAGAUUCGUCGACAACCACCACUGAAGGGUCCACAAUACACGAUUCAUCGACAACCACCACUGAAGGGUCCACAAUACCAGAUUCAUCGACAACCACCACUGAAGGGUCCACAAUACACGAUUCAUCGACAACCACCACUGAAGGGUCCACAAUACCCGAUUUAUCGACAACCACCACUGAAGGGUCCACAAUACCCGAUUCAUCGACAACCACCACUGAAGGGUCUACAAUACCAGAUUCGUCGACAACCACCACUGAAGGGUCCACAAUACCAGAUUCGUCGACAACCACCACUGAAGGGUCCACAAUACCAGAUUCGUCGACAACCACCACUGAAGGGUCCACAAUACCCGAUUCGUCGACAACCACCACUGAAGGGUCCACAAUACCAGAUUCGUCGACAACCACCACUGAAGGGUCCACAAUACACGAUUCAUCGACAACCACCACUGAAGGGUCCACAAUACCAGAUUCAUCGACAACCACCACUGAAGGGUCCACAAUACACGAUUCAUCGACAACCACCACUGAAGGGUCCACAAUACCCGAUUUAUCGACAACCACCACUGAAGGGUCCACAAUACCCGAUUCAUCGACAACCACCACUGAAGGGUCCACAAUACCCGAUUCAUCGACAACCACCACUGAAGGGUCCACAAUACCCGAUUCAUCGACAACCACCACUGAAGGGUCUACAAUACCAGAUUCGUCGACAACCACCACUGAAGGGUCCACAAUACCAGAUUCGUCGACAACCACCACUGAAGGGUCCACAAUACACGAUUCAUCGACAACCACCACUGAAGAGUCCACAAUACGAGAUUCGUCGACAACCACCACUGAAGGGUCCACAAUACCGGAUUCAUCGACAACCACCACUGAAGGGUCUACAAUACCAAAUUCGUCGACAACCACCACUGAAGGGUCCACAAUACCAGAUUCGUCGACAACCACCACUGACGGGUCCACAAUAACAGAUUCGUCGACAACCACCACUGAAGGGUCCACAAUACCCGAUUCAUCGACAACCACCACUGAAGGGUCUACAAUACCAGAUUCGUCGACAACCACCACUGAAGGGUCCACAAUACCAGAUUCGUCGACAACCACCACUGAAGGGUCCACAAUACCCGAUUCGUCGACAACCACCACUGACGGGUCCACAAUAACAGAUUCGUCGACAACCACCACUGAAGAGCCCACAAUAACAGAUUCGUCGACAACCACCACUGAAGGGUCCACAAUACCCGAUUCAUCGACAACCACCACUGAAGGGUCUACAAUACCAGAUUCGUCGACAACCACCACUGAAGGGUCCACAAUACCAGAUUCGUCGACAACCACCACUGAAGGGUCCACAAUACCCGAUUCGUCGACAACCACCACUGAAGGGUCCGCAACAACAGAUUCGUCGACAACCACUACUGGACAAUCCAACACAAUCACCACAGAUUCUACACUAAGCACAACUAGAGAAUCUACAACCUCCUCCUCACAAACUACUAUAGAAGUUGAAGAAGCUGUCAACAAAGCUAUUGAACUUGUUGAUAAGUUAAAAGAAAUUUUCGAACAUUUUUUCGGGAAAAAGAACUAAUAUAGUUGAUUUAAGCGGAAAUAUACCUUAAGCUAAGCUCCGCAACAAA